Alternaria infectoria is the source of this 780-nucleotide messenger RNA. RefSeq lists its product as uncharacterized. The transcript has a single exon. The coding region runs from base 1 to 780 and encodes 259 amino acids. NCBI's taxonomy places the organism in Eukaryota, Fungi, Ascomycota, Dothideomycetes, Pleosporales, Pleosporaceae. The record is from RefSeq and is a predicted model, not a curated record.
AUGUGUCGUGCGAGCUGGAAGAACGAGUCACUACCCAAGGAGCUAGACCUAGAGUCUGAGCUAGACGCUGAGGCUACGCAAAUCUACCUGGACUGGCUGUAUACCUCCACUUUACACAUAUCCGCAAAGGUCUCUCGCAUUAACGAUGCCUUCAAUCUUGUCAUCCUCAAACUCUGGACUGUUGCCAACGCCGUCGAAGAUCCAGUGUUCAAGUCGCAAGUCAUUGCCACUUACUUCGCAGAAGCUCGCGCGCGUUUCUGGAAAGAGAGCGUGAAGUGGGCUUUCGUGGAGCGUAAGUGCGAUGACGAAAUUCGAGCUUUCGUCAUCGACAUAUCGCUUGCCUAUAUCGAGCCCGGUUGGUUCAAGAGCGAGGGCAAGAACUGGCCAGAGGCCUUCGUGAGUGAGCUAGCAGAUGCAGCCAUGGUCCGGUGGGGAGACAGGAAAGAUGGCAGAGCGACAAGGAAGAUGUGGAUGGAGAAGCUGAGCGUAGAAGUGGAUCUGACGAGCGAUGACGAAGAUACUGCGCCUGUAGGCGGCAGCACGAGUUUAGCGUCGGCAGCACCGCGAAGUCUGCGAGGCAGGAAUCCAGCUAUUGGUCUGAAUAGUCCCAAAGCUGAAGCUACAGAAGUACCAGCAACCAGGAAGCGUCCAUGUCAAAAGGUCGAAGUGAAGAAGCAUACACAUAGUGCGAAGCGUCGGCUGAAGCAAGAUGUCCGCUCCAUGCCUCUUUCCGAUGACUCGGACGACGGCGGACUGGUUGUAUACAGGUCGAAAGGGUGA